UAUGAUCCAUAACCAAAAUACAAUCUUGGGUUCAAGAAUUCCACACCCAGAUCUGAUUUUGGUGUUGUUAGCUAGCUAUGUAGCUCUAGUGAACCAUCUGUUUCAUUAAGCUCUUCAAAUUCAAGAACUUUGGUGAAAUAAGAGCCACCCAGAAACAAGAACUUCAAUGGGUGUUUGUUUCAGUGCUCAAUUCAAAGAAAAGAGUCCAUUUCACACAGGGGCAAACUCGAAGAAUGUUAAUGAUCUUAGCACUUCAAGUAGCAGCAAGGUUUCAUCAGUGCCGCCAACACCCCGGAGCGAAGGCGAGAUUUUGCAGUCGCCCAAUCUAAAAAGCUUUAGCUUUUCCGAUCUAAAGAUGGCCACCAGAAACUUCCGGCCCGAUAGCGUGCUCGGAGAAGGCGGGUUCGGUUCGGUUUUCAAGGGUUGGAUCGAUGAGCAAUCGUUCACAGCUACUAAGCCUGGAACCGGCAUUGUUAUUGCUGUCAAAAAGCUUAAUCAAGAAAGCUUUCAAGGUCACAGAGAGUGGCUGGKGAGGCUUUCUACAAAUUUAGCGGAAGUGAAUUAUCUUGGGCAAUUUUCACAUCCAAAUCUCGUAGAACUGAUUGGGUAUUGUUUGGAGGACGAACAACGACUUUUAGUGUACGAAUUCAUGCCUCGUGGAAGCUUGGAAAAUCACUUAUUCAGGAGAGGAUCUUAUUUUCAACCAUUAUCGUGGAGUCUUCGACUGAAGGCUGCUCUUGGAGCUGCUAAAGGCCUCGCUUUUCUUCACAAUGCGAAAACCAAAGUGAUUUAUCGUGAUUUCAAGACUUCUAACGUGUUGCUAGAUUCGAACUACAAUGCCAAGCUCUCGGAUUUUGGGCUAGCCAAGGAUGGACCGACUGGCGAUAAGAGCCAUGUUUCGACUAGAAUCAUGGGGACCUAUGGAUACGCGGCUCCCGAGUAUCUAGCCACUGGUCAUUUGACGUCUAAGAGUGAUGUCUAUAGUUUCGGGGUUGUUCUUCUUGAAAUGUUGUCGGGUCGAAGAGCGGUAGACAAGAACCGGCCAUCUGGCGAACAUAAUUUGGCCGAGUGGGCCAAACCCUACCUGGCCCACAAGCGUAAACUGUUUCGUGUUAUAGACAACCGUCUCGAAGGCCAGUACACGCUCGAUGGAGCCCAUGCGGUCGCAAACGUAUCGUUACGGUGCUUAUCGGUCGACCCCAGGUUCAGGCCCAGCAUGGCGGAAGUGGUCAAAGAACUCGAGCAGCUUCAGGAUCCAAAGGGAGCACGACCACGACCACGAAGACACUCGAGUCAUGGGAGUCAUGGGACCCGGAAGUCGAGCUCCGGUGACCGUAACACGGCCACCGAUGGCGGUGGGCCCGGGCCUCAGACUCAAGCUUCUAUUUGAAGAAAGUGAAUCUUGAAAAGAAGACUAAUUUAGGCCAAAUGAUUGUAUAGUUGUUUGGGAUUAACUAAGCUUGAGAAGAGACCAUCUCUCUUGACCCAAUUUGUAAGUUGAGUUUGUUUCUAAAUUCAAGUAAAUUACAAAACUCA
Cynara cardunculus var. scolymus (artichoke) is the source of this 1536-nucleotide messenger RNA. RefSeq names its product receptor-like cytoplasmic kinase 176. The record is from RefSeq and is a predicted model, not a curated record. The coding region runs from base 167 to 1390 and encodes 407 amino acids. The transcript has 6 exons. Gene Ontology annotation, biological process: protein phosphorylation. NCBI's taxonomy places the organism in Eukaryota, Viridiplantae, Streptophyta, Magnoliopsida, Asterales, Asteraceae. Gene Ontology annotation, molecular function: protein kinase activity; ATP binding.